This is a messenger RNA of Lolium rigidum, 3561 nucleotides long. Its product is annotated as exocyst complex component SEC5A-like. The record is from RefSeq and is a predicted model, not a curated record. Bases 24 to 3284 code for a protein of 1086 amino acids. Lineage: Eukaryota; Viridiplantae; Streptophyta; Magnoliopsida; Poales; Poaceae. Gene Ontology annotation, biological process: exocytosis; Golgi to plasma membrane transport. The transcript is spliced from 21 exons. Gene Ontology annotation, cellular component: exocyst.
CCCGCCCCGACACCUCCGCGGCCAUGAGCGACAGCGAUGUCGACGAGGACGAGCUCCUCCAGAUGGCGCUGCAGGAGCAGGCGGCGCGGGACCUCAGCCACCAGCGCCCGGGCGCCGCCAACAAGCCCGUCGUCAACCUCGUCCGCCCCCCGGCCCGCGCCGCCAAUGCCCGCGGAGGCGCCGCCAAGCCCAGCCGCGGCGGCGACGACGACGACGACUCCGAGGUCGAGAUGCUCUCCAUCUCCUCCGGCGACGAGGACGCCGCCCCCGCCCGCGACCGCGGGCCCCCGCGGGGCGCCCGCGCAGGCGCGCGCAGGGCCGCCUCGCGGGACGACGGCGAUCUCGACGACGCCGAGCCCAGGAGCUGGAAGCGCGUCGACGAGGCCGAGCUUGCUCGCCGAGUUCGGGAAAUGCGUGAAGCAAGGGCAGCGCCUAGUGUUCAAGCAAUUGAGCAGAAAACAGCUGCAGCUCAGAAGGCGCUCACAAGUGUACAGACUUUACCUAGAGGAGUGGAGGUUUUGGAUCCAUUAGGCCUCGGUAUCAUGGAUAAUAAGUCCCUGCGACUUAUCACUGAUGCUUCAGUAAGUUCUCCUGUUUCGAGGGAGAAGUCUCAGGGUUUGGACCCCAGUAUGCGAGACAAAGUUAUAUACUCUUCUCCAAAUUUUGAUCCCAAGGUUUUUCUUUCGUGGGUCCACAAAGAUACAAGUGCCGCUGAUUUAGAGUCUGGUGCUCUUACCUUGAAAACUGAUCUUAAAGGAAGAACGCAGCAGAAAAAACAAUUAGUCAAGGAGAACUUUGAUUGUUUUGUCUCGUGCAAAACUACGAUAGAUGAUAUUGAAUCAAAACUGAGACAGAUAGAAGACGACCCUGAAGGUGCGGGUACCACUCACUUGUGUUCGGUCACUCAAAAGAUUAGCGGCGUGGCAAAUCGUGCAUUCCAGCCUCUAUUCGAGAGGCAGGCCCAAGCUGAGAAGAUCAGAUCUGUUCAGGGAAUGCUUCAGAGAUUCCGGACAUUAUUUAACCUGCCAAGUGCAAUUCGUAGCAACAUUAAGAAAGGAGAGUAUGAUCUAGCUGUCAGAGAGUACCAAAAAGCAAAAUCAAUUGUUCUUCCUUCUCAUGUGGGAAUACUCAAACGUGUACUGGAGGAAGUGGAGAACGUAAUGCAUGAUUUCAGAGGAAUGCUUUAUAAGUCGAUGGAAGAUCCUCAUCUUGACCUUGCUGAGCUUGAGAACAUCGUCCGGUUAUUGUUGGAGUUGGAACCCGAGACUGAUCCAGUGUGGCAUUAUCUUAAUAUUCAGAAUGGCAGGAUUCUUGGAUUGUUUGAAAAGUGCACCUUAGAUCAUGAAGCACGGAUGGAGGUUUUGCAAAAUAAAAUUCGCGAAAAAAUGCUUUCUCAUUCAAAAUGGAGGCAGUUGCAACAAGAAUCAAAUAAAUCAUUGGAAGUUGAUUCUGGUAUAGGUGAUUCUUUUCAAGACGAUCAGUUGUCAUCAAACUUCAUGGCUGAAGAGGCUGAUAGUUUAAGGGCAUCCUAUAUUCGGAGGUUAACUGCUGUACUUAUCCAGCAUGUUCCUGCAUUCUGGAGAUUAGCUUUAUCUGUCUUCAGUGGAAAAUUUGCAAAGGCAGCUGCUGGGAAUGUACUUGCUGAUUCUGACAUGAAUACAAAAUCUGGCGCAAAUAGAACUGAUGAUAAAGGUGUGGAGGCAAAGUACACAAACCACAGUAUUGACGAAGUUGCCAGUAUGGUUCAUGCUACUGUGUCUGCUUUUGAUACCAAGGUUCAGAAUAGUUUUCGUGAUUUUGAGGAAUGCAACAUUCUUCGUCCAUAUAUGGGUGACACUAUAAAAGAAAUAGCUAAGGCUUGUCAGACACUUGAAGGAAAGGAUUCAUCUCCGACUGCUGUUAAAAUGUUGCACGCCCUUCAUUUUGAGAUGACAAAGCUUUACAUUCUGCGGCUUUGCUCUUGGAUGCGGGCUACAACUAAGGAGGUAUCAAAAUAUGAGACUUGGAUUACUUUGUCCACCCUCGAGAGAAACAAGUCUCCGUAUGCAAUUUCAUGCCUGCCUUUGGAGUUUCGUGAAAUCACAAUUUCAGCAAUGGACCGGAUUGAAUUAAUGAUCUUUAAUCUGAGGAACGAGAGUGCUAAGUAUGACGUCUCUCAACAACUUCAGGAAAUCCAUGAGUCUGUUAGACUUGCAUUUCUAAAUUCUUUUCGUGAUUUUGCAGGUUAUCUGGGGAAAUUUGGAGAGGAACUAGCACAGAGUAGAUCAAAUAAAGAAAACAAUCAUGUACAAAAUGGAUAUAUAAAUGGUACCGAUAGAGAAGCAUCUGCUAGCGUGGAUGGAGGCUUACAUAAGAAGCUGUUGGUUGUAUUGAGUAACAUUGGAUAUUGUAAAGCUGAACUUUCAGAUGAACUGUAUGCCAAAUAUAGGCACAUUUGGUCGCCAGUCAGGGAUAAUGAUGAACGAAGUGCGGAUACACGGGAUCUGAUGACAUCCUUUUCCGGACUAGAAGAUAAAGUCCUGGACCAAUAUACUUUUGCAAAGUCAAACUUGAUCAGAAAUGCUGCACAGAACUAUCUGUUGGAUUCAGGGAUGCAUUGGGGAGCAGCACCAGUAGUAAAGGGCAUUAGAGAUGCAACUCUUGAUUUACUGCACAUCCUUGUAGCUGUACAUGCAGAGGUGUACUCGGGUGCUAGGCCUUUGUUGGAGAAGACAAUGAAGAUUUUGGUUGAGGGUUUGAUUGACAUCUUUCUUAGUCUUUUCUAUGAGAAUAAGGCCAACGAACUAAGAAUGUUGGAUGCAAAUGGUUUCUGUCAGCUCAUGCUUGAGCUUGAGUAUUUUGAAACUGUGUUGCACACAUACUUCUCAACUGAGGCAGAACAAGCUCUGAAAUCCUUGCAAGAGAACUUGUUGGAGAAGGCCUGUGAAAGUGUGGCCGAAGCCUUGGAGAAUCCUGGACAUAACCGUCGACCAACUCGUGGCAGUGAAGAUGCUGCCUCAGAUGAUAAAGGGUCCUCAGUAUCACCAGAUGAUUUGCUUGUGCUUGCUCAGCAAUGUGGUAGUGAUCUGCUGCAAGGGGAGCUGGAGAGAACCCGGCUAAACAUAGCAUGUUUUAUGGAGCCAACUCUUCAGUCAGCUUCUGCACCGGCAGGCUCAAAACCUUCAUCUUAUUCUUCUUACCAGGCACCACCACCACAUAAUCCACCGGUUCAAGUCUCCUCCCCUAGUUUUAGAAGACAGCAGACAAGUACAAACUCCCCUAUAGUCUCUAGACGACGGCGAUGAAGUAAAGGUUGAGACUAUUCGUUCGUCGAUGUGGCUUCUUGCUGAAAUUUGUUUUUUUUUCCUUGUUUACUUCCCUCCUGCUGUGUUGUUUCUAUUCAUUGUAAUUAGCCUCAUGUUGUGUAUUAUGAAUUUUGAUCCAUUCUUUUGGUUGUUGUAUGAUAAAAGGGGGGGUACAGGUGGGCUGCUGUAUUGUACUACUGUUUGUAUAAUCUCCAGAAACUGGAAUUGUCAUGUGCAUGAAUAUACUGAACCGAGGGAUAGAUUUUCUGAUGGCUCC